Messenger RNA from Dentiscutata erythropus, 438 nucleotides. The record is from the annotation of a GenBank genome assembly. NCBI's taxonomy places the organism in Eukaryota, Fungi, Glomeromycota, Glomeromycetes, Diversisporales, Gigasporaceae.
AUGUUUUUUUUAAUCAUUUGCUUUAUCGUCCUUUUUCUUUUAUCAAAAAUUUUUGAAAAAGCACUUGUUCUAGAUAUAGACUUAGGAGAAAACAAAGAUCUUGAAACUGGAAAUGACGUUGAAGAAAUGUUUGAUACAGUUAUCUCCCUUGUUCAAGAGAACAACAAGACGUUAGAGUGGGUAGCAAACAACAUGGUAUAUUCUGAACCUGGAGAAGUGACUGACUUGAUCGAAGAGUUGAAUGACCUUAUAAAUGAGCAACGAGAUUCAAUCAAAAAAAUCAAACCUUUACCUCCUCACGUGCAUUCAAGUUUACUAGAACAGAGGAGUCCUCGCUAUGCUUCAGACAAUGAAGAAGAUUUGGUAGUGUUAGAAGAAAAGAAAGAAAACCUAGAUGAUGAUGGAGAAUUAAAGACCACUAUUAUUGAUAACUAUAUA